AGUAAAAAGUAAUUCGAAACGAAGAGCAAUGCAAGGAACGUGGCUGCGAGUGACAGUGGUGGAAAUUGAGGGGGCACCUGUCGCAGGCGAUCCGAGAUGGCACGGUGCGAAUCGCACAGUGCGAAUACUUUAUUUGUCCAUCUGUCCCCACUCGGAGCAGCAAGUGCACGCCGCCGAGAUCCAGGCCAAUUCUCGCACACCGCCUAUCGUGGAAGGCAGUAGUGAGGUAGUUUUAGCUUUAGACGCGGUUUAGGAUUAAGUGGGGACCAUUUUUUGUGAACAGGAAAGACACAGACGCGCUUUAAACAUGUUAAGCAUGUAAGUACCACCUGCACACGUACGCCAAGCCAAAUUAUCGAUCGACGCCGAAAUGUGCUUUGUUCUCUCUGACACGCUCAUUUCUUCCGUCCACAGAUACAAAACCAAGGAGAGCACAUCCUACAUACACUUAAUGGCGGCUGAGCGGUGCGGCCUUGGCUCCCUGUUGCCGUCAGGGUGUAGAGGCCGCGCCGAGACCUUCGCACGCCGCCUCUCGAACCGCCUCCGCUCCCUCGGUCACGGCAGCGGCCAAUACGAGGAGGACUCGGACGGCGUCCCGGGUCAACAGCCCACCGACUCGCCAGAGUUCUGGCAGGUGCGACGCACCGGCAGCAAGGAGGCCCUUGUUGUUUCGCCGCCCGACUCCAACAACACGGACAGGUUCUACGAUUUUGACGUCGUCGACCAACAUUCGGGAGCUUCUAGUCCCGCCAAUGAGCAGGACGAAAUAAUCAACGAGUCAGAUGGCUUAACGACCGAGUGCGAGUCGGGAUGCGUGCUUGCGUCGCCAACGCAGGUGAAUGGUGCCGAAGGCGACAGCGAAGAGGAGGAGGCCUCGGUGUACUUUGAGCCGGCGUGGGGCGAAGUGCUGGCGGACGCGUUCGCCAGUUUGGUGCCGCCAGAGAAGAGACAUCAGGAGGUGCUGGCAGGCAGCAGGAAGGAGCGGAAAGAGCAGCAGCAAAACGGCGAGCAGCAGCAGCAAAACGGCAAUCAGCACCAAGAUGAAGACGAAGACGAGGACGAGAGGGCUGCCCUGGUGCCGCAGGACGGUGCCAGGACGCUGGACAGUGCAUUCAGUGAGAGUGAAGCAGGCGCCGACGAGGAGGAGGUGGAGGAGGAAGAGGAGGAUGAGGACGCGGAAGAAGAGCUGUGCAGGAUGCUAGUCAGCCCAGACGCGGGCAGGACUUUGCGAAAAAUUGAACAGGAGGAAACGCCAGAAGAGCAUUCACACGAGCCGGCGUUGAUUCAAGAGAACGGCCGACUCGAAAUCACUGCCGAGGAGCGAGAAAUUCUAGAAGAGAAGCUGUGCCUGCGUCUAGAGAGCAUGGAGGUGAGCAACAAACACGUGGACAGCGUGCUGCACGAGGAGACCCUGCUGGUCGACUCGGUGAGCAGCCCGAAGGUGGUGCUGUCGCGGGCGGAGACGCCCGAGGAGGCCGAGUGCGCGCUGGUGGCGUGCGAGGCCUCCGCCGGCUCGCCCGACGACACCCAGCUGGACACGCCGGACGAGACGCCGAGACGCGUGCAGCGCUCGUCCAGCCUCAAGACCGGCAAGACGCCGCCCGGCACGCCCGGACGCAAGAAGAUCGUGCGGUUCGCGGACGUGCUGGGCCUGGACCUGGCCGACGUGCGAACCUUCAUGGACGAGAUCCCCAAGGUGCCGAGCUGCGCCUACUGGGACCUGAAGGACGCCGCCCUCGACGCCAGGAGCGGGCUGCAAGAGCAGGCCAACAAGGUUCCUAACAAGUGCCUGUUCGCCUUGUUCCAGCAGCCGUGCUCCUCCGCAGACUUCCUGGACAGGCUGAGGACGCAGCGGUUGUGCUUGGAGAACGCCUACCUGAACGAGAUGAUGAGCGUGACGGGCACCGUGCGCGUGCUCAACAUCGAGUUCCACAAGUCUGUCCACGUCCGCUACACCCUGGACAACUGGGAGAACUUCGCCGACCUGCAGGCGUCCUACGUGUCCGGCUCGUCGGACGGCUUCUCGGACAAGUUCUCGUUCAUCGUGUACGCCAACACGCUGGACAUCGGACAGAGGCUCGAGUUCGCCGUGCGCUACACGACGGCCGGCGACGUCUUCUGGGACAACAACAACGGCGCCAACUACGCCUUCCAGUGUCUGACGCCCGUGAACACGGAAAGCAGCGACUACCUGAUGUCUAACCUCGAAGUGCUGGACACGCCACCGCCGCCCGAAGACAGUGGAUGGGCCUCGUUCUACUGAGAGAUGAAAAGCAACAAAAAAAAGAACAAGUCACUCACUCACGCCUCUCUCUCUCUAACUCUCUGGAAACAGAAACAAACAAAAGAACCCAAAUCAAAAAUGUGAUGGAUAAGGAAACGUCGGCCCCGAGUUUGUAUUGAGCUCGCGAGUCGAUUCGGAAUUUUAAAAAUUCCGCUCUUUUGAGAUCUGCAUUGAACCUCUCUCGUCAUUAUAUACACAUCACCUCGAUAGUUUGGGUAUUUCGACACUCACACACGCGGCUGACGCCCCAGGGGCGCGCGACGCUGGUCGUGAGACGAACGUGAACGUAGUAAAGCCAAAGAAGCGACAAAAAAUUUAAUUCUACUGCUGCGCAGGAAUCAAAAACCAUCCCUUUUGGAUAGAACUGGAAAAUUAUCGACCUCUUAUGUUAUGUAUGUAGCGAAGCGGCAGCGGCAAAGUUGAGAAUUCCUAUAAUUAUGUUUGUAGCGGAACAAAAUAUCCGAAUGGAAAAAUUAUUGAUUAACUCAUCGAGAUAGGUUUAAUUAUUAUGAUCAACAGCUGUGCUGUGUGUUGAGCAGAGAGGGUAUCUGGGAAUUUUGAUGAAGCAGAAUUAACCAUGCAGACGCGAAAUAACAAAAACAGAAAUUUGCGAGUCGAAUUCAUGUUCAUAUAUUUUACGUUGAAAAGUGAAUUAAGCAGCUCAAGUCUGAUGAUUGGAAUAUUUAGCGAGUUUUUUUGUGAUACAUCCGAAAUAAGUUCACAGUGCGUGGGCAAAUUUUGUCACGAUGAAAGAGCAGAUUUCGUUUUAGUCGAGGCCGCGUGCUCGUGAUUCCGAGCUGGAUCUCGGCCAACGUGGACUGCUAUAUUAGAUUGUGGGACCCAGUUCCUAAUUGUUUCAUUGACCUUGGCCAAUACCUUAGUUUUCGAUUGAUGCCGAGCGAGAAAUUUGCCAAAUUGAAAUGAAUGUGGUUCAGUUGAGUAUAUAUUCCCCCGGUCGAGUUUUUAAAUUAAUUAAGUAUAAUAAUAAUUCAUGUUAUGUAAACGCCCCUUCUCUGUAGUGCUUGCUCUUCUUCUUCUUCUUCUUUUCCUUUUUAUUGAAGCGUACGCGUACGUUGUGAAUAAGCUCAAUCGGAGACAAAAUUUGACGUCACAUUUUAUGAGGAUCGGCAUUGACAUAAAUUAUAUAAUAUAUAAAUUGUUUUGUACGACGAAACUACUUUAGUGCCACUCUGGUAGGACUGAUUACAAUAUAUAUCAAAAAACCGCCAUAAAAUAAGAUACAAGAAAAGCAACAAGAUCUGCCUGAAAAUGUUAUCUGCUGAUCAAAAUACCGCAGAAUCGUGUAUUUUUAAUAAGAAGAAUGUAAUAUUAUAUUAAUUAAUUGUUCCCACCAAAUAAUUUUAAUAUAAUAAGUAUACCUCUCUUUCUUUUGCCGAUGCAUAAUUAAUAGCAAUCAAGUCAGUCAUCAUGUUCAGGGAAAAAACGGUUGUAAUUUAUUUCCCCGGCCAUAAUUUUUUUUCUCUCCUUCCUUUCCCAGCCCUACCUUAACAACUCGGUAGUGCCAUAAAUGUGAAUAAUUUACCCGCUGAGCAAAGAUAUGAUGUGCAAUUUCACGAGCUGUUACAAUAAACUGAGAGUACGAUAGUUUCAAAUAUACAAUUACGUAUUAUUAUGUUGCAGACCAUUUCAAGUGACUAAACAAUGCCAAGCUGCACAAAUAUGACACGACGAGUGUUCCGAAACGUAAUAAUUUUAUGUCUGUUGCAAAAUAAAGAAUCAAAAUGUU
Messenger RNA from Cloeon dipterum, 4031 nucleotides. RefSeq names its product Glycogen binding subunit 76A (gene Gbs-76A). NCBI's taxonomy places the organism in Eukaryota, Metazoa, Arthropoda, Insecta, Ephemeroptera, Baetidae. The record is from RefSeq and is a predicted model, not a curated record. Gene Ontology annotation, cellular component: protein phosphatase type 1 complex. Gene Ontology annotation, biological process: regulation of glycogen biosynthetic process. Bases 371 to 2263 code for a protein of 630 amino acids. Gene Ontology annotation, molecular function: glycogen binding; protein phosphatase 1 binding. The transcript is spliced from 5 exons.